GGACUUUUUUUGUGGGCGGAGGGAAUAGUUUUUUUUGGUGUGAUUUUUCGAGCACAAUGAAGACAUUUACUACCCCUUCUCUCUAUCGUCUUAAUAUUUACCUGCAUCAUAAUGUCGUAAAGAACUCUCUACGUGUCAUCAGAAAGCGGAGAUGAGGUGUUUGUUACCAAGAAAUUUGUUGGAAAACGGUUUUUUUCCUCCAUGCAUGCCUCAAACAGAAAGCCAUGAUAAACAGCCGAGUAAUCAAAUGAAAAACUAUAGUUGGAGCGGCGAGCGCAAGAUUCCUUCUUACUUGAAUAGGCUUGUUUUCCCUGAAGAAUUUAUGACUGCCUUGAGAACUAUCGCAAUGAAAGAAGACGAGCUGUAUAAGGUCACAUCACUACUUAGUGAGCUUGCUUCACCUGGAAGUGAUAGCCAACCAUCUGAUGCGGAAGUUCGAGCAGCAAUUUGGGAAGCGUGUGGCGAUUCUGGAGCCUUGCAAAUGCUUGUUGAUCUACUUCAUAUGAAGAUGAUGGAUCUUGAAGAGGGUUCUGGGAGCGAGGACAAUGACACCGAAUUACUACACAGAGGCUGCUGCUCCUUAGAUGAUGACUCAGUUGACAACGAAGGAAAACUGAGCAGAAACAGUUGGUGUAGCAUAGUGUACCGCCGAGGGCAGAAACAGCUCACGCGCCUUUUCCUCAAGGAGGCUGAGCACGCCUUGCAAUUGGCAUUGGUCGAAGGAAACUAGAAUUCGUUGAGCUCUAUUUUCAUGGCAUCUUUCUCUCUCGUUUUGUUUGCCAUUUCACUCUUUUCCUUCUGUUUCUAUAGACACAUGCAAAUGAAAUUUUGGAGGGAUGGGAUUCAAGAGUACUUGUCUUGCAAUUUGUUUUUUAUACAUUCAGUACUUCUGGUCGAUAUGAAGUCAUAUUUUGAACCCUUAGUUUAUCAACAAUAUAUAGAAGGUCAAGCAAAUGAUUAUUUAUGGAAAUGUACCCAUAAAUGGACUGCGAACGUAAUGUUUGAUAAUAAAGCACUAGAUAAGGA
This is a messenger RNA of Cuscuta campestris, 1026 nucleotides long. NCBI's taxonomy places the organism in Eukaryota, Viridiplantae, Streptophyta, Magnoliopsida, Solanales, Convolvulaceae. The record is from the annotation of a GenBank genome assembly.